UCCAUCCUUUAUUCAGGCCUUUUCUCCAAAUUCACCUUCUUCCACUCUCACCCUCGCGGUUCAGACCAUUCUCCUCUGAGCUUUCUUCUAUGUCAUCAAUGGCGUUGUACUCUUCAACACCACAUUUUCCUUCUCUCUCUCCUUACUCCAAGACCCAUCUCCCAAUCCACUCAUUUCUCUCUCUAAACCCCAAAAGAGACCUCCUUUUCGUCUCAGUUAGAGCUAUUGAAAAUGGGUCUGGAUUCGCCAUUGUUGAAAACGAGAAGAAAGACUCUGAACCAGAGGAGGAUCCGCUCGGAAACGGAGGUCCAACGGCGGCUUCCCUGGAGGAUGCGGCGGUGAAAUUCGAAGAUCCCAAAUGGGUUUCUGGGACUUGGGAUUUGAAGCAGUUUCAGAACGGUGGAGCUACUGAUUGGGAUGCUGUUAUUGAUGCUGAGGUUAAAAGGAGGAAAUGGCUCGAAAUCAACCCCGAAUCGUCCAAUAACGACUUCCCUGUAGUUUUCGACACCUCCAUUAUUCCUUGGUGGGCAUGGAUGAAGAGGUUUCAUCUCCCUGAAGCUGAACUACUCAAUGGUCGGGCUGCGAUGAUAGGGUUCUUCAUGGCUUACUUUGUUGAUAGCUUAACUGGGGUUGGUCUAGUUGAUCAAACGGGGAAUUUCUUAUGUAAAACACUUCUUUUUGUAGCAGUUUCUGGUGUUUUGCUUAUUCGAAAGAACGAAGAUUUGGAUAAUUUGAAAAAACUGGUUGAAGAGACUACGUAUUACGACAAACAGUGGCAAGCGACUUGGCAGGAGCAGAAGAAAGAAUGAUCGAUAAAACAAGCCUCCGAGCCUUUCGUUUCAAGAAAAUGAUCCAAAUUUGUUGGUCAAGAAUCAAGAUUUCUGCCUUUUUAAAGUUGAAUUGUGCAGGUUUAAUUUGUUAGAAAUUUGGAUCACAUCUCAAGUUCUAUAAACAUGAAAGUCUCCUUUGACAAGUAAUAAACUAGUCUUUGAAUCGUAGACC
This is a messenger RNA of Cynara cardunculus var. scolymus (artichoke), 1002 nucleotides long. Its product is annotated as light-harvesting complex-like protein 3 isotype 2, chloroplastic. NCBI's taxonomy places the organism in Eukaryota, Viridiplantae, Streptophyta, Magnoliopsida, Asterales, Asteraceae. The record is from RefSeq and is a predicted model, not a curated record. The transcript has 3 exons. Bases 90 to 809 code for a protein of 239 amino acids.